AUGUCUGACAGAAUCAAUCUGAACGGAUGCGUGGAGCGAUGGUGCAGUCGCGUGCUCCUCACCGAGUGCAAGGCGGUUGGCGCAAAAAUCGUCAUUACCAAUGGCGAGGAAUACGAGAGCAUGGACGGCGCAGAAGACAUUUUCUGUUGUGUCGUCUGCUUUCCAGUAUGGCUUAUACAGACGGGUAUUUAUAAGCUACACCGCAAGGUGGUGUAUGAUGACUACGCGAUCUCGUUUGACGCAGACGACAUGUUCCUGCACGGUACAGCUCAGGACGUCACCUGCCAGCGGCAAUACAUCUUCAAGGGACCCGAAACACAGAUCGACGUAUCUGUGUUCCGAACACGAUGUACCGAUCAGACGGACAAACAGAGGCUUCAGGAACUAGGCACAUUUAAGUUCAUGGCCGUUAAGCGAUUCGAUAAGUACGACGCCGAAGCGACAAUUACAGAGCACGAGACAACAACCUUUGGCGAGCUUGUCAACAAAAGGAAAGACAAAAUAAUUGCGAAUGACGCGAAAUUAAAAGCGAAGCAUUUACUUGGAAAUCAUCAUAACGAUAAAGAUUUAGGUAGAACGAAAUCUGAAGAAAACGUAUAUGCAUCUGAUUCCACCAAGGAUAUAUCGAGGGCCAACACAAUUAUAUUCACGAACGAAGGAUUUGACAAUGAUAGCGAAUCGGAUGUGGAAAGUGAUACCGCACCUGCCAUUCCGGAAUUACCCAGCGAUGAAAUCAAUGCAUCAACAAACACACAGAUACAUACAGAGCAGGUAUCGAAACCAAAGUUUGCUCUUGACACCAUGUUUACAGCCAAAUCCGUUAAAUCUAGAACGGACGGGACAUCUGAAGGAAGCAAACGAACUAUAGAAAACAAAAGUCUAACAGCUGUAUGUUCCUUUGAAUUGCAAGAUUCCGUGGUCAUGGUAGAUUCCGAAACAUAUCGAUAUGAUAGUUUACACGACAACAAAAUCGGAUUGACUACAACAUCCACUUUCGAAAAUGUCGGUACAAAAGAAUCUGUGUUGGACGAAAUUAAAAAGCUAGAUUCGUCUUUGCCAAACGUUGAACAUGCAAAACCAAGGUCAACAGAAAACGACGGUGUAUCCUCAGAGGAAACAUCUGAUGAUAAGAAUAAAAAGGUGAAAUCUCAAAAGAAGAAACAUAAAAGAAAGAUAAUAAAAGACAUUAAAGAACUUACUAAAACUACUUACGCGGCCGCACCUGGUAAGCCGUCUGAAAUGGAUAUAAGAUACCAGAAAGCAAGAGUAAGAUUGUCGAAGAAUAAAACAAAAACGUCGAGCAAUGUUAAAGCAGAAAUAAAUCAAACGCAUGAGAUUCUCCGUGGUUCAAUAGAAGAAGUAAGAGCUAAGAAUGAUGAACAACAACGCGAUGCAAGUGGUCAAGAAGAUACAAUAUCUGUAUGUGAUGAUACUGUAAGCGAUUUUAAAGUCGUCGAAUCGUCGUCAGAUGGGGAGGAAGUUGAGAUGAUUUAUCAGUCUGAAAGGCAAACUGACAGAGGAAAUGUCAAACCGGUACAAGAAUCUGCUAUUGACACUUUAAUCGACGAAGUGAAGAAGGUUAAUACGGAAUCGCUGAUUAGCAGGAAAGAUGAUAACUCUUUUGAUCAGCAAAACGAUUUCAAUAGUGAGGACGAGUUCAAAAUGUCCGAUUCUGAGAAUGAAGUUAAACCCGUGGAAUUCAAUUUGUAUGCAAGUAAGGAACCGCAUAUAGUGGAUGUUCGUGCAUCAAGCGUGGAACAUGACAUAGAUGUUACCGAUUUAGACGAAGCUGUUGUCACGCAAAGUAAUCCAUUCAACGAUGUGCCAAAGUUGCGUCUUAAUACUCGAGACAGCCUUGAUAAAAAGGUGAAACGUGGAUCCAAGAACACUUCAAUAAGGAAAUAUUUAGGAUUGAAUCCACCUUUGCGUAACAAAAGACAUUGAGGCAAUUUUCUGAUUUGCGCACAUGUAAUUUGUGAUGUAAUAUUUGCAGAAUAUUAAUAUGUCAUCAUAGUGCUUUGUAUAGUGUUACUUCGUGUUUACGUAUGUAUUGUUUGUCAUGUGUUUGUUUAGCAUCUUAACAUUCGUAUGUUUUUAUUUUGUUUUACUACCAAUA
Messenger RNA from Dreissena polymorpha, 2116 nucleotides. RefSeq lists its product as uncharacterized. Bases 1 to 1944 code for a protein of 647 amino acids. The record is from RefSeq and is a predicted model, not a curated record. The transcript has 4 exons. NCBI's taxonomy places the organism in Eukaryota, Metazoa, Mollusca, Bivalvia, Myida, Dreissenidae.